AUGCCUUCAACAGUCAUGAACGGCAUGGAACCCAAAGCGUCUACAUACCAGAUUGUCGAGGAGCCGAUGUGCACUCCCCGUCAUGUGCGGAUCAUCACUCUUGGAGCUGGCGCAAGCGGAUUGAACGUCGCCCGCAAUGUCAAGGUUCACAUGAAGAACGUCGACCUCCAAAUCUAUGAGAAGAACGCAGAGGCCGGUGGUACGUGGUUGGAAAACCAGUAUCCAGGCUGUGCGUGCGAUAUUCCCAGCCAUAACUACCAAUACUCAUGGGAGCCCAACCCGAGAUGGAACAGAUACUACUCGCCACAGCCCGAGAUUCUGGAAUAUUUCCAGAAAGCAGCAAAGAAGCAUGGCUUGCUGCCAUAUGUCAAGUUUCAACAUAGGGUAGUUGAGGCGAGGUGGGAUGAGAACGAGGGAGUGUGGAAAUUCAAAAUCGAGAAUCUGACGACCGGGGAAGUCUUUGAUGAUUGGGGCCAUUUCUUUAUCAAUGGUUCUGGCUUCUUGAACAACUGGAAGUGGCCAAAUAUUCCGGAGCUUCAUUCAUUCGCGGGCGAAUUGCUCCAUACUGCAGCUUGGAGGCCUGUGGACCUCAAGGACAAAACAGUCGCAGUCAUUGGCUAUGGUUCCAGUGGUAUUCAAGUGGUCACUGCGUUGCAGCCAGAGGUGAAGCAUCUGACUACAUUUAUCAGAGGCCCAACUUGGAUUACUGCUGGGUUUGGAAGCAAGUAUGCUGCACCUGGUGGUCAAAAUUUCGACUUCACCGAGGAACAGAAGCGAGAGUUCGAGCAGGAUCCAUCUCUAUAUCUCAAAUACCGGAAGAACGUCGAACAUGAGUUGUGUGCACGGUUUAAGAUGCUUCAUGCCGAUACCCCUGAACAAGCAGCCGCAAAGCAAUUCUCUACGGAGGAGAUGCUGCGUCGUCUGGGCCCCGAUAGUCCCCUCAAAGAUUUCAUCAUCCCAGAUUUCUCAGUCGGUUGCCGGAGACCAUCUCCAGGGCCUGGAUAUUUGGAAGCAUUGUCAGCUCCUAAUGUGUCAGUUAUUACCAAAACCGAAAUAUCCAAGGUUGUCCCAGAAGGUAUCGUCAUGUCGACUGGAGAGUUGAUAAAGUGUGACGCAAUUGUCUGCGCUACUGGGUUCGAUUUGUCCUUCCGGCCACGGUUCCCUAUUAUUGGCCGCAACGGCGUUGAUCUACGGGAGGCUUGGGCUGAGCGCCCGACUGCCUAUCUUUCCAUGACACCUGCAGACAUGCCAAACUACUUCAUGUUCAUGGGUCCAAACGCUCCUGUCGGUCAUGGCUCCGCUAUCCCAAUCACCGAGCAUGUCACCAAGUACAUGCUCAAGAUGAUUUAUAAAGCACAGACGGAAGGAUAUAAAAGCUUCUGCCCUCAGGAAAACGCCAUCAAAGAAUUUGUAGAACAUGCAGACACAUUCCUACCGCGAAUGGCGUGGGCCAGCAAGUGCCGGAGCUGGUUCAAGAACGGCAAAGAGUCAGGACCAGUGAUUGGCUUGCAUCCGGGAAGUCGUAUUCACUGGUUUCACGUCUUAAAGGAACCCCGUUACGAGGACUGGGACUGGAAGACAUUCAAUCAAAAUAGAUGGGCAUAUCUGGGCAACGGUUUUACUGUCAUGGAGGGCGAGGGCAAAGAUCUAGCAUGGUAUUUCGAUAAACCAGAGGAGGAAUAUGAGGCUUUCGUGUAUUAA
Molecule: messenger RNA, 1701 nt
Organism: Phaeoacremonium minimum UCRPA7
Lineage: Eukaryota; Fungi; Ascomycota; Sordariomycetes; Togniniales; Togniniaceae
Product: putative steroid monooxygenase protein
Exons: 2
Coding region: 1-1701 (566 amino acids)
Molecular function (GO): NADP binding; flavin adenine dinucleotide binding; N,N-dimethylaniline monooxygenase activity
Source: RefSeq, a predicted model, not a curated record